AUGACGCUUUUCCGAACGUUCUUCCGAUCACACAAGUCAGAGGCAGACGGAACAAGUCGGCCCCGUCGCACUUGGCCUCGGUUGCGCCGUUCACAGUCGGCUGCAGUCGUGCUUGAUGCCCAUCUCCAACUACUCACACCAACUGCAGAUGCGAGUCCGGUUCAGACUGGAAGUGACGAAACAGAUUCUGCUGCGAGCGAACGCCCUGCCGUUGCCAGUACUCGUGCCGGGCAGCAGUCCUCUGGCCACGACAACCUGACUCGGACAGAAGAUAACGACGCAGCUGCCGCCGAACCUUCUCACAAGAGCAACGACUCUAAUGAGCUCUCACGAUUCCCGCAAGGUUCCAAGCGCCUGAAAACCUUUGUAAAUCGGCUCCGACCCCGCAAAUCCUAUGGGCCGAGUUGUGUCUCAGAGAGUCUCCAACCUACUGGACUGCAAGAUGGCAGAGAGAAUGCCAACACGGAUCCCGUCAAGGAAGACCCUUUUUCUCAAACGCAAUCUACCGUUGACGCAGGGGCCCAGGAGCAGAACCGAAGUGUGAGUGCUCGAACCGUCCAGUCUGAAGAAUCGAACCACACCACCAUUACUGUCUGCCGGCAUCCCUCUCGGCAUAUUCCACUGCCCGUGCAAGAGCUCGGUGAGGACUGGUUUGUGGAAGGUUUUAUGACCUAUGGUAAGCAUAGUCGGGAGACCACACAUUUAUCAGAGGCAUCGGACCCUUUUUCCGAUGGAAAGAUCGCGGAUGCUCAUCGUCGAUCACACACAUCCUCUCGCUGCAGUGACGACCCGGUCCAGAGAAAAUCUGAGGCCACGCAGCGAUCGAAGAGACGCAGCCAAGCUGAGACUUCUCAUCACACUGUGGCUAAAUCCCACAGCGAACAUAGUUCCCACAACUCUCAUUCUUCCCACCCUGCCUCGACUGCUUUGAGAGACCCCUCUAGCAGCAGUCAGUCGAGUCGAAGUAGCCGCAUGAGUCGGCUUGACCCGACCCGGGCGAGAGAAGCUUUCAACACAGGAGCAGUUCAGUUCAACCCCCUGCUGUUCAUCCCGUCUGGUGACGCUGCAACUACUGAAGCUGAGGAGAAGCCCACUCGUGUGGUUGACAAUACCCUCGAGCGCCGACGUCGAUUUCUCGGUCGAAUUCACCCAGUGCAAUCCCACCUGACACUGGGAAGUGCUACCCCGACCCCGACGCCAGCUCCCAAGCUACGACGAACGAAGACAUUCGCGAGCUUGGUCCGCCGCCCUGAACCGAUGACUUCUUUGCGGGGGAAGUCUAUCGAAACGAUUGCCCGCCUUGGGGGAUACAGUUUCAUCGUCUUACCUCCCGAUCUGGCCCCCUGUCCAUUGCAACUGCCAGCCAGUAUAGUGGCAACAGUUGUAUACCUGCGAAGAUUUGGAGUCGGUGCCCGGGCCGCCGACUUAUUUGUUGAGCCGGGCAAUGUCAAGAAAGCUAUCCGCCUGUACGAGUGUUUCGCAAGGCAUGUCCUAAUAGCAGCGAAGGAUGAACCUAGGAUCGCACUGACCAUGCGCGUGAUUGCCAUGCCCAUUUGGGAGAACGAGGAGGAAGGGACUCCGAUACUCAGUACAGCCUGGGUUCUGAAAGCGAUAUUGGCUGGAUUGCCUGGCGGGAUCCUCGGCUCUGCACAGCUCUACAAGACCCUGAAGGACAUCUACCAUACGGAAAGCGUUCAUACUGCGGCCCGCACCCGGCUCAUCGCCCUCGCGAUUGUCGCAUUGACCAGUGAGAUGCAGUGCGCCCUCAUCUGCGCCGUAUUUGGGCUUCUUACUGCACUCCUUCAAUCGACUGAAAGGGACGAGCCCCGGCCAGCCGGGACUCCGGUCCGACCGGUGGCAAGCAUGUCGAAGGCCGACAGACUGGUACGGGUAUUUGGACCGCUGUUGACUGGGAGUGGGCCGCGCGACCAGACUGUGCAGCCGAACGUGACAGAAGAGGUGGAGCGGGAGAUCGCCGAGGAGCGCGUGGCGGGGAUGUUAGUCGAGCACUGGCGCGGCAUUAGCCACCAGCUGCGGGCGUGGACGAGUGGGUACCAUUCGAGCGAGAGUAAACGGGAGUGA
Molecule: messenger RNA, 2082 nt
Organism: Penicillium canariense
Lineage: Eukaryota; Fungi; Ascomycota; Eurotiomycetes; Eurotiales; Aspergillaceae
Exons: 3
Coding region: 1-2082 (693 amino acids)
Source: RefSeq, a predicted model, not a curated record